AAAUAAUCUAAAAUUUUCAGGGGCACUUGUCCUUGGCUGGGAAAGAUGAUUAGUUGUAUUGAUUUACAUUGUACACAGCGCAGUAGAGUGCACUAUUUGAUCUAAAGUAAAUAGACAUCAUUCGACAAAUUGAUUACAAUGUCUCUUAUUAUCAACUACUCCUUCCUUUCAUUAACAUGUGCCUUUCAAAUAGAUUCUAGUGUCAUACAAGCACAUCCAUUACGCUUUCUCUCUCUAUUGCCGCAAAGUAUACUCCGAUAUUUUUGUCUUAGUAACGUUUUUUUGUCAAUGUGUGCAUUACUGCCUAUCACGUGUAACUUAUCGUCUGGUCAUGGACACAACAAGUCUAUUUCAGUCAUCCAAGCCAUAUCUAUGUGUGUAUGUGUACUUAUUCUUUUCUAUAAACACAACAGUAUGUAUAAUAUACUUGCGCCUGUAAAAUUUUUUUUACAAUAGUUCUUUUAUAAAGUGAAGACAACGGGACAUCCCGGGCUUGUGACGUCGAAAGUGUCUUGUUUUCCGCUGUUACCCGCUUUUUGUUUGGUCGAU
Molecule: messenger RNA, 549 nt
Organism: Rhizopus microsporus ATCC 52813
Lineage: Eukaryota; Fungi; Mucoromycota; Mucoromycetes; Mucorales; Rhizopodaceae
Exons: 1
Coding region: 139-456 (105 amino acids)
Source: RefSeq, a predicted model, not a curated record